AUGUAUGUGAAAUGGUUUGAUACAGUAAUGAUUUACUAUAAGAUUUUAGUGAAUUUAGUGAAUGUCCCUUUUUGUCAUUUUCAAAUUUCCUGCCGUUCUGUCCCCGUACGUCCCGACGUCGCAGGGAACGGAACCCGGAAGACAGAUGCCGGCAUCCGCCGGAGGACAUUACAGAGGACACUGCAGGGAGGACAUCGCGGGAGCGCAGGACAAGGUAAACAAAGAAUGGAUCUCGGAGCAUGGUAAUCCCGAGUGUAGCUCGGGGUUACCGCUUGUGCUACACUCGGGAAUACCACCAUGGAGGUUA
Staurois parvus is the source of this 307-nucleotide messenger RNA. NCBI's taxonomy places the organism in Eukaryota, Metazoa, Chordata, Amphibia, Anura, Ranidae. The record is from the annotation of a GenBank genome assembly.